This is a messenger RNA of Fulvia fulva, 1653 nucleotides long. RefSeq lists its product as uncharacterized. The coding region runs from base 1 to 1653 and encodes 550 amino acids. The record is from RefSeq and is a predicted model, not a curated record. NCBI's taxonomy places the organism in Eukaryota, Fungi, Ascomycota, Dothideomycetes, Mycosphaerellales, Mycosphaerellaceae. The transcript has a single exon.
AUGGCAACACCAGCCCCGAGAAGAAGUCAGCGGAUCGCAGCCUCUCGAGAUGGAAGUCGCGCAGGAUCAGUUGUUUCCGAUGAUGCACAACCUGGUUUGUAUCGCCUCCCCUCUACACAAAAGCAAGAGCAAGAGCAAGAGACCUUCGCCUCGGCAGCAACGAGUUUGUUGACGCGGGAAACCCCAGCCAAAAUCACGAAGACACCGAGCAAGAAACAAGCCCGAACAAAGACCACCAUCACGUUUGACGCAGCCGCUGCUAUCGAUUGCAUUAUGCGAGAUCGCACUCACAUCCAAACACUGACCAACAUGCAAAAAGACGCAGUCAUCUCGGCCUUCGCCGUAAGGGAGGAGGGCCUCCGUGAUCAGCUGGCCAGCCAACGCUCUCAACUCACCACCCAAGAUUCCCAAAUCGAGGAGCUUACCCGAGAGCGCGACGAAGCGAAGCGCAAGUACGAGCAGAAGCGCACACUGCGCGAAUCACUCUUCUACGAGAGGGUCCAAAAGCAGAGCCAGGAGAGCAAACAAAGCCAGCAGCAAACAUCAAGCACACCCGUGCCGGCCGCCUCGACUGCUCUCGUUACUCAUGCUACUCCAAUGUCGUCGCCAGAGCCACCCAAACAAAGCAAUGAGCUUGAGACAUCCACGGCGCUUGUUGUCGCAACACCGCAUGAAUCUGCUCUAGAAACACCCAGAUCUUCAUUCUUCGGCCGCAUAUUCAAAACUAUCGCCUCGCCCUUCUCGACCCGCCGAUCGAGCGAUUCAUCGUCACCUCAGGCUUCGCAAGCGCAGAAGCCACUGGGAGAACUUCCUUCUUCGCGCAAGCGUUCAGCUCCAGAACAAGAACCAGAGCGACCUGUCCAGCCAGAAGAGAGACCAGAACAGCAGCAGCCAAGACCGCGACCAACACCACAACGGAAGACUGCUCAACCACCGCAAUCGCGUGCGCAGACACCUUAUCAACCAGCAACGCUUGAACCCAUCAGCGAGAAAGCGGAAUCAGAGCAGCGCGCCAGCAUGAGCAUGCCUGAUCCGACGCCUUCGCGACCUCCGCGCAGCGUAGCGAAGCUCCGAAGAGCUGCUCGCGAACAGGACAACACACCGAGUGCAAAGACGCCCGGCCGAGUGUGGACGCGCCAGCCAGCACCAAAGGAGCCAAACGCAGACGCCCGUCUUGAAAAGCUGCGACGGUUUCACGAAGCGCAGCGCACUGUCAACACAAUGAAAGACGACGAGGACAUCAAAGACAUGGUCCCACGUCCUACGAAGAGAGUCAAAAUUGAUGAUCUCGUAUCCAUACCACACAACCGCCCGGGCGACUCAGAGUCGACCUUUAGGGUGUACGACGUCGACUCCGAUGACGAAAUGGAGGUCGAUGCAGAGUUCGCCGAGAUCCGGCAGAACAUAUUCAAAGCGUCAACGACGCAGGAAGAGGACGAUAAGAAGGAAGAGGAAACGCCGAAGCCAGUGAAAGAGACACCCAACGUGAUCAAGCAAUCAGUGGAAGUCCCAAAGAUGACGUUCGACUUUCCCAGUGUUGGAUUGAUGCCAGAAGACCAGCGAGAUCGCCCUUACAACGAAUACUUGGGCGCGAAAUUCUCCUGGGGUCUGGCGGAAUGGCUUAGGACUGGAGAGCAAGUUGUUCAGUGGUGA